Molecule: messenger RNA, 4532 nt
Organism: Strongylocentrotus purpuratus (purple sea urchin)
Lineage: Eukaryota; Metazoa; Echinodermata; Echinoidea; Camarodonta; Strongylocentrotidae
Exons: 17
Coding region: 183-1898 (571 amino acids)
Biological process (GO): netrin-activated signaling pathway
Cellular component (GO): membrane
Molecular function (GO): netrin receptor activity
Source: RefSeq, a predicted model, not a curated record
GUACUGAAAGCGGUCGAAGAGAACGAGUCUCACUAAGUAUAUGGGACUUUGCCGGACACGACAUAUACUACACAACCCAUCAGGUGUUUCUGACAUGGCGAGCCAUUUAUGUGAUUGUCUUUGAUCUCAGUAGAAGUUUGGAUUCUGUCGUUCCUCAUGAAUCCAGAGACGAGUAUUAUGCAAUGGCUAAAGGAGGUGCCAAAUCAGAACUGACAUGUCUAGAGUUCAUCAAUUUCUGGUUGUGUUCCAUCUUCACCCAUGCUGUGGCACCCUCCUCGGUCAGGAGUAAGAAUACGUCUAAAACAGCCCAGAAAUCUCCACCAAUAUUCAUCGUUGGAACCCAUCGAGAAAGUGUGAAAGGAGAUGCAAAAGAGAAAAAGAAAAAGAUUGGCUCUGCCUUUAAGAAGAUCCGUGAACAUAUCAUGAAGAAGCCGUUUGAAUGCCACGUGGUCCCCAAGUAUUACGCCAUUGAAAACAGCUUAGAGGACAAAGAUGAAGAGCUGGUCGCGUUGAGGAGACAUAUUGAGAAAGUAGCGAUGGAAGAACCUUACAUGGGAGAAGAGAUUCCACUCAGAUGGCUCUUAUUUGAGGAAGCUCUAGCUGCAGAUAAAAUCAACUACAUGUCAUUAGAUCAGACCAAGGAACUGAUGCAGCCAGUCAUGAUGAAUUCAGAGCAUGAACUUCUCACGAUGCUGACCUUCUACCACGACCUGGGUUAUGUAGUCUACUACGGAGGCAUUGGAGACCAGCAGUCUCUUCUAAAAGACAUGGUGAUCCUGAAUCCUCAGUGGCUAAUUGAUGUCUUCAAGCAGGUCAUAACCAUCCUGGAUCCUGCAAAGAAGUUGUCCAAAGAGGCUGAGAGACGAAGCACAGAGAGCGAGGGUACACUCAUUCAAAGUGGAUGCGAUGAUGCCAGAAGGUCGCUUACCAUAGCGCGUGAUGGAAUCAUGAAUGAUGCUUGGACCACUCUUCAGAAGGAUGGUAUCUUAGAGGAUAGGUUGAUUCAGUAUAUGUGGCAAGGUUUUUCAGAGCAUAAGAAGGCCUUAGUCCAGCUCAUGGCCAAGUUUGAUCUCAUCUGCGAGGCUCCGGUAGAACGACUCCAGCAAGAGCAACAGGAUGGAGUAGACACUGAGAAGCGCUACUAUGUUCCUUCCAGGCUGACGUCCGAAUUCCCCCCAGACGAGUUUGCACAGAUCAAAACUUCUACAGAUUUUUACGUGGACUUCAGGGGCUUCUUACCAGAUGGGCUGUUUCAUCGGUUGAUGACGAGAGCAGUCAGAUGGAUGGAUGAAAGAAAUGGAGUACCAGUCAAUCUUUUCCAUCGUCACAUCAGUCUAAUGGUUGAUGAAGUGCAUUGUGCCUUACUAGAGAUGUUACCUCCUCUUGAAGCAACUAUCAAGGUCACUGUAUUCCGAGGAGCGGUUGCUGAUUCAGAUCACGAUGGGGAUAGUCACAAACCUCCAGCCCCAAGUGCUGUCAGAGAAGUGAUGGACUUUGUAACGGAAACCCUUGAUAGCCUUAGGCAGCACUGGGCUAGGAUGAUCGAGUAUGAUGUCUGCUUUCUGUGCCCGAAGUGCAGUAUGAAGAAAUUGCUUAAAGACUGCUACAAGGGAAUGUCACUCAAUUGUGGAAUACAUAUCAUCCCUACGGCUGCAAUCAGGUUCAAGUUUGGUAUGAGUGUGGAAGGAGUGGAGCCAGGGAACGAAAGUCCAAUAAGUAUGAGUGUGAAAGGAGUUGAGCCAGGGAACGAAAGUCCAAUAAGUAUGAGUGUGAAAGGAGUGGAGCCAGGGAACGAAAGUCCAAUAAGUAUGAGUGUGAAAGGAGUGGAGCCAGGGAACGAAAGUCCAAUAACUUCCAAGGAAAGCAUCAAAUCGGUCCCCCAUUUAUUUCACGUAUGAUAGAUCUGAUAGGAGCACUGGCAAAACCUUGGAUAUUAGCUACUAUCAAGCAUAGCGGAUAUGGACUACAUCAAAGAGGUCAACCUUAGAGCAGAGCAGUGCAUCUAUACUGUGCUACAACUAUGGAAAAAACGAUUGUCAUGUAUGAAUGAGGGGAAGGUGGAGAAGCUUUACAUGGCCAUGAAUAGCUGUAGCAUGACAGAUCUUGCAGAUAAAGUAAAAAAAGACGAAGGAAUCUGCUAAAUUUCACAUCCAUUGGACAUUGUAUUGAGGGACAGCUAGAUAACUACUUGCGUUUCGCCCUAGUUUUUCAGAGAAGCCACUUAAUAUGGUAGCUAGGGAUAUAUCGAGUAGGCAUCAUGAUAUUAUCACUUUAAUAAUCUUCCCUUCCAAUAUUGGUGCCAAUCCAUUGCAUGAAUAUACGUGGGACUAAAACUGAUAGGAAAGUGCCUUCUGUACUGUGUGCCUGAUCUCAUGUACAGUGUCAUGGUAUAGUGGUUCAUACACUUAAGGCUAAUCAAUCCAAGGGUUGGGGGUUCAAAGCUUGGCAAGACAUAAUUAAUCCACAUUUGCCUCACUCUACCCAGGUGUAAGUGGGUACCUAGUAUUUGCAGCAGGGGGAAUAUAAUUGCAGGACCCUCAGGAAGAACAGAAUUGAUGCUUAUGAGGCUUUCCUGAGUAAACAAGAUCAUUAGAAGUAUUAUGUUGAUAUUCAUAUGCAUAUACAGUCUGAACAACAUCUAAAUACUGGAAGGUGUAGUUUACAAAAUACAUCAUUCAGGAAAAGAUAUUCGCCUUCAAGUAAACUUGAUUGAAAGGGUGGAGUGUCGGGAGGUUACCAGAUCAUGAGUACUUGUGGAAAAUAUCGCUCUGAUUAACCUUUUCGGGACAGGAUAUAAUUUUUGGGCUAAAUUGAUCACAUAUUGUUCUUCAAAUCGGCAACAAUAAUUUUGUUUAUCACUGCAAUGAUAGAUCAUGAGUACUAUUGGAAAAUACUGCGUUGAUUAUAAAGACAUCCAAACACUCUAAGAUUUCAGGUUGAUCUUCAUGUUGAUGUUUCCUAAGGAAUAAUUUUUCAAGAGACAUCUCUCAAAUUUAAAAACAUUCCAAAACACUCUGAAUCUGAAAAUAAUAUUGCUUAACUCUCAUGGUGGAGGUAAAUGAGUUGGACUAGGUGUGCGCUCACUGAAAUGCUGGUGUACAUGAGCCUUGUAUACAUCAGGAUUUGAAUGUAUAUCUAUGGAUGGUGGUAAAGAAUUCUAGCCUGUAAGUGUUUUCACAGUUGUAAACUUUUGAUCUGUGAUUGUCAAAAAGUGUAUGAAUAAUCUUUGAUGUUCAUGUAUGAAUAAUUUGUUUCAUAUUGAUUAUUUUGGAAAAGGUAUUAAGAAACCAUAUCGCAGCUCAAGCUCUUAAUUACAUGGAAUUUAUACAUUGUACAAAGUCAUAGAGAUAUAGAGUAAAAUAAAAUGUGAUACGCAAUUUGAUUUACAUUUUUUUGACAAAAAUUGUCAUUAUAAAACAAAAUAAGCAAAGAGAUGCACAAAUAUCAAAACUUACCAAUUUCUUUAUGGUGAGCAAAUGGUGGGCAAGAUCAAAGGCUUUGAAAAAAGUCUUCAGAGGGACCGUUGAUAAAGAUCCUGCUCGAUUUGCUUGUCUCUGCUGAGAGUUGAGGGCAUCUACGAGGCAACGCGUGGUAGAUAGGGUGGGGUACAGACAUAAACGUAUGAAGGUCACAAUUCAAGGUUAUUCUCACAUUAAUUUGUGAGAAGCAGGUGUAAAAUGAAAAACGAAAAAUGAAAACAAAAAAACUCUUGGAAAUGGAGCGAUUAUUCAAACCCAAGGGCUUAGGAAGAAAAACAUGCAUGAACUGAAAUACAUUAGCAAACGGGGUCGUUGUUGUUUUUUGUGAUUGGGCAUUCUUUCUAUACAGAGAUGUACAUGUUUCCUACUUGUAUAAGUCAAGUGGUUUGAAAAAAACGGCUGCAGAUGUGAAGGUUGUGGGUUCAAUCCCAGCGAAAACAGUGCUAUCCUUUGGCAACGCAUUAAUCCGCAUUUACCGCUCUUAACUCGGGUGUAUAUAAUUACGUACUAGGGUUUAUUCAUUGAAACGAAAUGAUGAUGGCUGCAUGAGUCAUAAGCCAUAAUCUUUAAUUGCAUUGUGAAUGAGCUUUACAAAAAAUAAGAAUCAUGCUGCGCUUAACUUGUUUGCUGUAUAAUUCAUUAUGAAUUUACUAGACUUUAGUGUAAUGAGUAAGUAUUUUACUUGGCAUUUACUUAGCUAUUAAAGUAUUACAUAUUUAUUCAAUUCACUACUUGGAUUUAAUCAGUAUUUUACUUAGCAUUUACUUUAAUAUUUAACUAAUAUUCAGAUCACAUGUGAGCAUUUUACUUGAGCAAGCCGGUUUUCAGGUAGAAAAGUUACUGAUAAUCAUUGCAACAGAAAACGAUGUGAUUGAGAAAAGCCAUCUGAUUGCCUCAACGUGUACUUUCAAAUGAAAUGAAAUGAAAUGACAAUAAAUUACCCCCAACCCUGACAAUCACCCCUAAGACAAUAAGUUGGUUUUAAUAAAAGCAGAUUUUUUUCGGGGGUAAUUGUCUUCGGGAGGGGAAAUGGCAGUGGCGGAACCAGGUAAA